Molecule: messenger RNA, 1487 nt
Organism: Phragmites australis (common reed)
Lineage: Eukaryota; Viridiplantae; Streptophyta; Magnoliopsida; Poales; Poaceae
Exons: 1
Molecular function (GO): ADP binding
Source: RefSeq, a predicted model, not a curated record
UUGUCUAACAAUAAGAUAGCAAGGCUGCAGCAGCUGCUCCUACGAGCCGGUACCGUCGUCGAGGAGGCCGAGGGGCGGCGAGUCACCAACCGUGGCAUGCUCCUGCAGCUUAGGAAGCUCCGGGAGGCCAUGUACCGGGGCUACUACAUGCUGGACACCUCCGUAACACGGGCCUCUCGACCAAGGAGAGGGGUGGCGGUGAGCAAGUACAAACUUCAAAGCGAUAUGGACAAUUUAGAAGCUACACUUGACGGUAUGAAAGAGUUUCUCCUAAUUUUGAUGCACUUCCCUCCUAUCGUUCGUCAACCAUACAGUUCCUAUCUGAUCAUGGAAAGGUGCAUGUUUGGUCGACAUGUGGAGAAGGAGCAGAUCCUAAACUUUUUACUGCACCAUCCUUGCUCAUAUUUGGAUGUCCUUCCUGUUAUUGGGCCCUGUUAUGUUGGAAAAAGAACUCUAGUUGAGCAUGUAUGCAGAGAAGAAGUGGUGCAAAUAAACUUCUCUCAUAUCUUACGUUUCAGCAGUGACGAUCUCAACAAUCUAGCUAAUGAUAGCGAGAGCUAUACUCGUAGGAAGCUGCUAGGUCCUUCUGAUGGAAGGUCCCUGAUUGUCGUGGAGCUUGUUCACGACACGGAUGUGGUGGCAUGGGGUAAACUUUAUCAUUCUUUGCGCCAUGGAGCGGACGGUAGCAAGGUCAUACUCAUCAGCAGAAUGGAUCGGGUGUCAAGUUUGGGGACAGUGCAAGCUCUUAGGUUGACGAGGUUACAUCGAGAGGAGUAUUGGUACUACUUUAGAGUCCUCGCCUUUGGGAGUGCAAACCCAUAUGAUCAUCAUCCAGAUCUUGCCUCAAUAGCCAAGGAAAUUGCAACGGAGAUCGAUGGUUCGUUUAUGAUUGCAAGCACGAUUACCAAUGUGCUACGAGCUAAUAUGACUACAAAAUGUUGGCUUCGCGCGUUGGGGUCAAUCAGGAGGUCAAUACAGAUGCACAUUCUUGUCUUCGGAGAGGACCCAAGGGACACACAAUCCAGGAAAAGGUAUCUGUCCUAUUUUCAUAGCUUUAGCCAUGACGGUCCUCCCAUAUUUUGCUAUAACAGAUACACGACAAGGUCUUUGAUGCAAGGGGACAUGGCAAGCAUGAUAAGGCCAGAAGACAUGCUUAAUGCAAGGGCUGUGAAAUAUGAAGAGAAGUUUGAUGCCAUAUUUCAAUCUCACAUACCUCCCUAUUACUACUACAUAAUUAAUUGUGUCGUGGAGAAACCUAAAAGAGUUGAUCUUGGAGACAAGUGCCUCAAGAGAAAAAGAAAUAGUCAAAUUCUAAGCAUGACUUUAUAGUUUGAUAGGCACCUACAGUCUCGGGCAUAUUUGACCAACCAUUGCAUGUGGGUGGCGAUAUUUUAGUGUACAAGGCUAUAACCAUGCAAAAGAACCUUGUAAUAAAGCUUAUGGGUUUAUUUUGAUGAUACGAAGAAGUGUAAAGAACCUUGGUAGAA